Messenger RNA from Staurois parvus, 847 nucleotides. Lineage: Eukaryota; Metazoa; Chordata; Amphibia; Anura; Ranidae. The record is from the annotation of a GenBank genome assembly.
CUAUUCCUCCCACUGACACCAAUGAUGGGGCACAUUUCUUCCCACUGACUCCAAUGAUAGGGCAUUAUUCCUCCCACUGACAACAAUGAUGGGCACAUUUCUUCCCACUGACACCAAUGAUGGGGCACUAUUCCUCUCACUGACACUAAUGAUGGGGCACGAUUCUUCCUACUGACACCAAUGAUAGGGCACUAUUCCUCCCACUGACACCAAUGAUGGGGCACUAUUCCUCCCACUGACACCAAUGAUGGGGCACUAUUCCUCCCACUGACACCAAUGAUGGGGCACUAUUUCGGUCCAUAAGACACACUUGAGGGGAAAUUAUUCCCACCGCCGUUGUAUGUCUGCAGUCUCUGGUCAACUUCUGUACUGUGUCCGCAGUCUCUGGUCAUCUCCUGUACUGUGUCCGCAGUCUCUGGUCAUCUCCUGUACUAUGUCCGCAGUCUCUGGUCAUCUCCUGUACUAUGUCCGCAGUCUAUCUCCGGUCAUCCCCUGUACUGUCUCUGUCCGCAGUCUCUCUGGUCAUCCCCUGUACUACUGUCCGCAGUCUCUGGUCAUCUCCUGUACUAUGUCCGCAGUCUCUGGUCAUCUCCUGUACUGUGUCCGCAGUCUCUGGUCAUCUUCUGUACUGUGUCCGCAGUCUCUGGUCAUCUCCUGUACUGUGUCCGCAGUCUCUGGUCAUCUCCUGUACUGUGUCCGCAGUCUCUGGUCAUCUCCUGUACUGUGUUCCGCAGUCUCUGGUCAUCUCCUGUACUCUCUGUGUCUGCAGUCUCUGGUCAUCUCCUGUACUGUAUCCGCAGUCUCCUGGUCAUCUCCUGUACUCCUGUACUCCUGUCCACAUUUGUUC